This is a messenger RNA of Solanum tuberosum (potato), 1779 nucleotides long. RefSeq lists its product as uncharacterized. The transcript is spliced from 2 exons. The record is from RefSeq and is a predicted model, not a curated record. Bases 1 to 1779 code for a protein of 592 amino acids. NCBI's taxonomy places the organism in Eukaryota, Viridiplantae, Streptophyta, Magnoliopsida, Solanales, Solanaceae.
AUGAACCAAAUAGUUCCAAUUACCCAAACUGCAUCAAAUCGUUCCCCCAUGAAACGCCUUACUCCUGCAGAGUUACAAAGUCAUCGCGAACGUGGUCUCUGCUAUUCUUGUGAUGAAAAAUACUCUCCAGGUCACAAGUGUAAGUCUCUUCCCCAACUUCUAGUGUUAUCUGAAGACUCAGAGGCGAAAGUAACUUUAUCAGAUCAAGUUGUAUCGGAUGAUGCCUUAGCCGAGGAAUUACAAUGCUUGGAGGUUCAAGAACACUCUGCUAUUUCAUAUCAUGCUCUAUCUGGAGGAAAUUCUUCCACUACUCUCCGGUUUACUGGUCAUGUUAAUGGGUCUCCGGUACAAGUGCUUGUGGACAACGCUAGUACUCAUAAUUUUAUUCAAGCGAGGAUGGUUAACUUUCUUCAGUUGAAAAUUGAGCCAACACCAAGUUUUUCAGUGGUGGUAGGAAGUGGACAACGACUACGAUGUGAGGGCGUGGCUAGAAAAAUUCCAAUAACCAUACAAGGCAGCAAUAUAGUGGAAGAUCUAUAUAUUUUAGCCCUUCAUGGUGCUGAUAUAGUACUCGGAGUUUCAUGGCUCGCAACUUUGGGACCUGUCCUAACUGAUUAUACAAAGAGGAUAUUUGAAUUCACUCUAAAUGGUGUCAAGGUCUCGUGGAAAGGGGAUGCACCUACUGAUGUGCAACCAGUGCAAUUACAUAGCUUGAGAAGAAUGGUUGUUACUAAUGCAAUUUCCUCCUACUUCCAUCUAGAAUUGAAACCUUUGGGUUUGCCUCCUCCACGAAGUCAGGAUCACAAAAUUCAUUUAGUUCUAGGCGGAGGACCAGUUAAUGUGAAGCCGUAUCGAUACCCUUAUUUUCAAAAGCAUGUUAUGGAGCAAUUAGUGGCUGAAAUGCUUAAAGAAGGGAUAAUCAGAGCUAGUAAUAGUCCAUUUUCUUCACCCGUAUUGCUGGUUCGAAAAAAAGAUGGCACCUGGCGAUUUUGUGUCGACUAUCGGGCAUUAAAUGCAAUCACAAUUCGUGAUAGAUUUCCAAUUCCUACCAUUGACGAGCUUUUUGAUGAAUUGAAUGGUGCACGUUAUUUCUCCAAGUUGGAUUUGUUGUCAGGUUAUCAUCAAAUUAGGGUUCGUCCAGAGGAUGUUCCUAAAACUACAUUCCGCACUCAUGAUGGACAUUAUGAAUUUCUCGUCAUGCCAUUUGGCCUUACUAAUGCACCCUCUACAUUUCAGGCAACUAUGAACGAGAUAUUCAGACCUUACUUGCAUCGAUAUGUCCUGGUUUUCUUUGAUGAUAUUUUGAUAUAUAGUCCUACUUGGACUGAUCACUUGGAACAUUUAGUCUCGGUUCUUCAAUUAUUGCGUCAACAUCAGUUGGUGGCUAAACAGUCUAAAUGCUUAUCUGGACAAGAAUCGGUUGAUUACCUGGGACAUAUUAUCUCGUCUCAAGGCCUAUCUGUUGACCCUGGAAAAGUGGAAUCCAUCCAGCGAUGGACACCACCUCGUACAGUGAAAGAAGUGCGCAGUUUUCUCGGCCUUGCAGGUUACUACCGACGGUUUAUCCACCAUUAUGCUUCCAUAGCAAGUUCACUCACUGAUUUGCUAAAGAAAGAGACUUUCAGAUGGACACCAGAAGCUCAAAUAGCUUUUGAAACUUUAAAGGCUAAAUUGGGUUCCACCCCUGUAUUGGCCUUGCUAGAUUUCAAUCAGGGAAAGGAAUUGGUGCUAUUCUGUCUCAAAAAGGUCACCCCAUUGCAUAUUUUAGUCAGAAAUUGA